AUGGCUCAUUCCAAGCUUAUAGCAGCUGCAUUGUUGAUUUUACUCUUUGUUGAUCUUGCCUUUUGUGCAAGAUUAGGUAAGACGGUAAACGGUGGUGGUGGAGGAGGUGGAGGAAGAGGUGGUGGUGGUGGUGGUGGUGGAGGGUUAGGUUGGUCGGGUUCAGGAUAUGGUUCGGGGUAUGGUUCCGGGGAAGGCUCAGGAUAUGGUGGGGGUGAUGGAGUGUUUGGACGAGGCGGAGGAGGUGGAGGAGGAGGUGGUAGUGGAGGUGGUGGAGGAGGAGGAAAUUCAGGGAGGGGGAGUGGUUCUGGAUAUGGGUCAGGAUAUGGAUCAGGGUACGGGUCAGGUGAAGGAGUAGGUAAGGGUGGAGGUGGCGGAGGGGGUGGUGGUCAUGGUGGAGGUGGUGGUGGUGGUGGCGGCAAUGGAAAUAAUGGUUCAGGAUAUGGUUCGGGUUAUGGAAGUGGAAGUGGCUCCGGGUAUGGAAGUGGUGGUGGAAGAUCAGGAGGAGGUGGCGGAGGCGGUGGUGGUGGAGGUGGUGGUGGUGGAGGCGGCGGUGGAGGAAAUGGCAAUGGUUCAGGGUAUGGUAGUGGCUCAGGUUAUGGAUCAGGAUAUGGUGGAGGAAAUGGAGGUGAUGAACCUUGA
Messenger RNA from Solanum lycopersicum (tomato), 639 nucleotides. Its product is annotated as glycine-rich cell wall structural protein 2-like. NCBI's taxonomy places the organism in Eukaryota, Viridiplantae, Streptophyta, Magnoliopsida, Solanales, Solanaceae. The record is from RefSeq and is a predicted model, not a curated record.